AUGACGAUUAUUGAUAGUUAUCAGAGGCUAGGUAAUAAAUAUCCGCGACAACUAUCUGUAUCUCUAUCAACUUAUACAUCAGCACUAAGUGUACAAUAUACUGCGUAUAUUAAAGACACGAUUCUGGCGAAAAUUCUUUCGUAUAUUCGACAACCUCAAGUUAUUGGUCAAAUCAUUGCAGGAAUUAUUUUUGGUCCAUCUCUUCUCGGCCAAAUUAACGCCUGGACCGAGGCCAUUUGGCCACCCUCAAGCAUUCCUGUCUUUCAGCUCAUCGCAAAUUUGGGUUUAAUCUUCUUCAUGUUUUUCCUUGGACUUGAAUUGGAUCUCGAACAAAUCAAAACCAGUUGGAAAACUACAAUUCCAAUUGCUUGCGCAAGUAUUAUCAUUCCAGUUGGCAUUGGUUGCGCCGUAGCUCUUUGGCUUUAUGACAUGAACACAGGUCUAGAUACAAAUAAAGCGGCAUUUAUAUUAUUUAUUGCAUCUGGUUUUGGUUUUUCGGCUUUUCCUGUUCUUGCUACUUUGCUCAAUGCGAUGGACCUAUUAAACAAACCGAUCGGUAUUCAAACGAUUUCAUUAGCUGCUGUAGAGGACAUCUGUGUCUGGGUAAUCUUAGCAAUUGCUAGUGCAUUUUCAUCAGGAGGUUCAGCUCUACAAGGUCUUUAUACACUGUUAUUAACAUUAGCUUUUAUCGCGAUCAUGGUUCUCAUUAUUCGACCAAUUCUCAAACGAAUUCAUGAAUAUUAUUGGCGACGGCACGAUGACACAAAUGUUUACUUAGUUGUUGGAUGUUUUCUAUUACUUAUUGUUUCGGCAUUUACAACCGAAGUGAUGGGUGUUCAUGCUUUUUUCGGUGCUUUUAUCAGCGGUUUAUGCAUUCCACGUAAAGGAGAGUUAACAGACUUUUUAGGUGUACGAAUCGAACUUAUCAUCGUAGAAUUUUUCUUACCACUCUAUUUUGCAAACAGUGGUCUUAAUACUCAUUUGAAUUUACUUACUUCCGGCAAAGUUUGGUGGACACUAGUUGUUCUACUCAUUCUAGCAUCGACAGCUAAGAUUGUGCCAGUGGCAUUGAUGACAAAACUGUGUACGAAGAAGCCUUGGUCUUAUUGCUUAUCAAUCGGCGUUCUGAUGAACACGCGUGGUAUCGUUCAAUUGGUUGUUCUGAAUAUCGGUGUUCAAUUGAAAGUUAUCUCGGAAAUCAUCUUCGCAUUAUUCGUGUUAAUGGCAACGAUCUUAACAUUUCUUACCUCGCCUAUCUUGUAUUUACUCUAUCGCAAAAAUUUCAAUAUAAAAAAGCUAUCAACUCCACAAGUAGCCAAUGAAUUGCGACACAUUCGAGAAGGUGAUAUCGGUAUGGAUGACUACAGCAAUAUGAAUCAAACAGAGGCAAUCAUCGAUUUGGAAAGAAAUGAACUAAAUCGUAGUUCAUCUACCUUGACCAAACAGCUAUCGACAAGUAAUGGUGCACUCAAUACACUGUUUACAGUUGAUGAACAAUUGAAUUAUCCACAAAUUAACCAAGAUCCAGAAAGAGGCCAACUAGCCGUUCUUGAUAAUAUAGUGGCAAUGCCUGUAUGUCCCCGUCGUCCGAUUUAUAUGACGAAGUUUUGA
Messenger RNA from Adineta ricciae, 1611 nucleotides. NCBI's taxonomy places the organism in Eukaryota, Metazoa, Rotifera, Eurotatoria, Adinetida, Adinetidae. The record is from the annotation of a GenBank genome assembly.